AUGUACUUGGAAUCAUUUCAUAAAGUAUUAAAACACAUAUAUUUGGAAGGAAAGAGAGUAAAACGUUUGGACAAAACAAUUAAUGCUCUGAUUAAAUAUUCCAGAGAUAGUCUAUACAAACGUUUGAUUAAGUUGUCAAAAAAUAUCCCUACUGAAAAAGUCCAAAGAGUACGUCAAAGUCAUAACUCAAGUAAAUUAAUUAAACUAGAACAAAUACAAAUUGUGGAAAACAAAAAAGUAUAUAUUAUCAGAUCAUUAUCCAAUCCCUCACAGCAGCACUAUAUUAUAAAAACUGAUGAAACAUGUACACAGUCAUCAUGUUUGAAAUGCAAAAAGUGUGAUAUUUGCAUUCACACUUUUCAAUGCUCUUGUAUUGAUAAUGUUAUAAAAGCAAAUAUUUGUAAACACAUACAUGCUUGUGCUCGCGAGUUUAUAAGUUUAGAUGGCAAUACUGAAAAUACUGUUUUUCAAGACUCAGAUAUGACAGAGCAAAAAAAGUUAAUGGAUAUGGUUGCAACUUCUAGUCACCAUAAAGCUCACAAAAAUCAAACAAUCAUAAGCCAAACACAAAUGAUUUUGGGUCUGAGUUCAACAAAUGAAUAUAGUAAUGAAAACUUACAAAAAAUUGAAAAAAAGUUGGCAGAAGUUUUAGCAAUCAUGAAUGAAGGAGGACAAACUCACUUAAAAACAGUUGAAGAAGUCAAUGUUCAAAGGAAAAUAGAUCCACAGCUUCGGCUUUAUUCAACAAAAAAGAAAUCCAGCAAAACAUCAAUAGCAAAGCCUUCUGUAAAUGAAGUAAAUGCAAUUAUUUCUGGACUUAAAGAUGACAAUAAUGAGACUAUAAAUGUUCAUAAUGUAUUUGAUCAUUCAUAUUCUUAA
This is a messenger RNA of Macrosiphum euphorbiae (potato aphid), 879 nucleotides long. The record is from the annotation of a GenBank genome assembly. Lineage: Eukaryota; Metazoa; Arthropoda; Insecta; Hemiptera; Aphididae.